Condylostylus longicornis is the source of this 2524-nucleotide messenger RNA. Its product is annotated as beta-1,4-galactosyltransferase 1. Gene Ontology annotation, biological process: glycosphingolipid biosynthetic process; carbohydrate metabolic process. The record is from RefSeq and is a predicted model, not a curated record. The coding region runs from base 126 to 1178 and encodes 350 amino acids. Gene Ontology annotation, molecular function: N-acetyl-beta-glucosaminyl-derivative 4-beta-N-acetylgalactosaminyltransferase activity. Lineage: Eukaryota; Metazoa; Arthropoda; Insecta; Diptera; Dolichopodidae. The transcript is spliced from 2 exons.
CUUAAUACAAAAAACAUCAAUAAACAGCUUCAAAGCAGUAAAAUUCAAAAAUUUUCAAUUAUUGAAAGUUUAGGAUUUAAAAAAUUUUUAAAAUUUAUUUUUAGGUGUCAAUUAUAAUAUGGAUUAUGAGAUAUAGAAAUAUUGUAGAUUCACGUCUUCCCCGAUCGAAAUUAGUCAAAAAUAGGGGCAUAUUAUUACAUUUUUUCAUUAUGUUAACAAGAAAAGUGUUAAAAAAAUUUUCUAGUCCAUCAAUAAUAGGAUAUAUUGCAGCAACUAUAAUACUUAUUAUAAUAAUAUGGCCAGAUCGUUAUGCAAAAUAUUAUGAAUAUAUUGAAGCAAAAGAUGUAUAUGAUAAUUUAGUGCCUGAAACAACUAGUAAUAUUUCUUUGGAACGUUUAAUAGCGUGCGAAUAUGAUGAUAUUAUAUUUGAUAAUGAUUAUUUAUUUACGCAAACAUAUCGUUCACAAUUAUUUAAUAGCGAUGAAAUACGUUUAGGUGGUGAAUAUACAUCAGAUGAAUGCCGUCCGAAAUUUAGUAGUGCCAUAAUAAUACCAUAUCGUAAAAGAGAAGAGCAAUUGCAUUCAUUUUUAAUUUAUAUGCAUAAUUUUUUACGUAAGCAACGUAUACAUUAUAGAAUAUUUUUAAUUGAACAAUAUGAUGAAAAACCAUUUAAUAGAGCAAAAUUAUUUAACAUUGGUUAUGAAAUGGCUAUAAAAUUUGGAUUUCCAUGUUUGAUAUUACAUGAUGUUGAUUUAAUGCCUAUGAGUUUAGGUCAAAUAUAUGCAUGUACCGAGCAACCACGUCACAUGUGCUCAAGUUUAGAUAAAUUUCGUUAUAAUUUACCAUAUUUAGGUUUAUUUGGUGGAGCUGUUGCAAUACGAACUGAGCAAUUUAAAUUCGUAAAUGGUAUGUCAAAUUUAUUUACUGGUUGGGGUGGUGAAGAUGAUGAUUUUUAUGGACGAUUAAAAGCAAAAAAUAUUGAAAUUUGUCGAUUUUCACCAGAUUUCAGCAAAUAUAUAAUGCUUAGGCAUGGUAUUGAAGAGCCAAAUGAAGAACGUAUGGAUUAUUUACAUAGUGGACCAAAACGUUAUCAUACCGAUGGAUUAAAUUCUUUAAAAUAUAAAUUAGUUGAUAUUAAAUUACAUAGUUUAUUUACUCAUGUUUUAGUUGAAACAUAAAAAAGUAUUGUAGUUAUUAGUGUUAGUUUUUUCUUUAAAUAAGUUAGAAAGCUUUAAUAUUUAAAUUUAUUUAAAAUUUUACGAUAUUUGUAGAAAAUAGUAUGAUAUUAAAAUUAUGUAUUAUUAGAAAAUAAUACAUUAUUAAUGAUUUUACCAUAAAGAAAAAAAAUAAUAUUAACUUUUAGCUACAAAAGUAGUAUUCUGAAUCUCAAUUCUUGGUCAAAGAAAUGUUGCCUUUAAAAAAUACUCUAUUGGAAACAAUGAGAGGCUAAAGUUAAGUACUAAAAUAUUUAUAUUUAAGGGCUUAAAAUCUUAAAUUGUAUUUUAUUAAGUACAUCUUACUACUUUUUAGAUUAUAGUAAUUAGUGAGUUAUUGAUAAAACAAAAUAGCUAUUACUUAAUUAAUUCUUAAAAUAAUAUGAUAAAAAAAAUUCCAAAAUUUAAUUUUAUUUUUAAGAUCAUAUAGAUACAACAAUGCUGUUUUGCAUAUUUAGUUAAAUAAUUGAGGUUUGAGUUGAAGUAAAAUAUUUGAUGUUUUGAUUUAAAUUAAAAAAAGAAAACUUUCGCGUAAUUGAUAUUAAUUUGAAACUAUGUUUUAUUAGAAUAAAUGAAUUAUAUAAUAAUUUUAAUAGCUUAAAUGAGCGUUCAAUUUAGUGUAGAAUAGUCAAAAUUUACAAUUUUUAGUCCCACAUUUAUUUUUGGUAAAUAUAUUUAGGCUUUUUAAAUCAGAGCGAACCUUGAGUGCCAUAACGAUUAAUUUCUAUCAAAUAUUAACUUAAAUUAAUUUAAAAUUGUUAUGAAAGGUAAAAUUGCUUUUUUUUUUUUAAACAAAUGCAAAAUUAUUUAAUAUUAUAUUAAAAAAAAUUAAUAGACCAAAUUAUUUCUCAUUUUAACCUUUAUUUGAGGGCAAAACCCAAAAAAUAUUUAUUUUAAAAUUUGUAGGUACGUAUUUUGUUUAUUUUUUUUCUUUUGUAAGAGUAAUUUUGUAAAUUUCCGAUUGGGGCUGUGUUUAUUUAUUAUUUUAUUUUAUUUAUCCGCUUUUGCAUAUUUUAAACAUAAAUAAAUUUUAAAAGACAUAAGAAAUCAAAGAAUCAAAAUUGCUUUAAAGUUUUUAGAUAAAAAAAAUUUAUAAAAUUUUUCAAAGAAAAAUUGUAGCAAAAAUUUCUAUGUAGAAAAGCGGCCUUAAUUUUAUGAUUCAUUGCUUUUAGAAAAUGCUAAAAUCAGUUAUUUUUACAUAAUAAAUCAAUAACAAGUAAAAUAAAUUUAAAGUUGUUUUAUUCGAUUUAUUUAACUACAAAUGUUGUAAUGCACAUCUUUGGAAACGUAUUUUUAAAGCAGAAUUUAGU